Molecule: messenger RNA, 2076 nt
Organism: Medioppia subpectinata
Lineage: Eukaryota; Metazoa; Arthropoda; Arachnida; Sarcoptiformes; Oppiidae
Source: the annotation of a GenBank genome assembly
AUGUCUAAACGAAGAAAACACAUGAAAUGUCAUUACAAUUGUUUUGUCGCCACCGAAGCUGUCGAUUGGAUCCUUAAUUAUCUGCGCGUUUGUCCACACUUUACGGGACAACAGAUCUCGAGAUUUCAAGCGAUAAAUCUGUUGCGAAAAUAUCUGCAAACAGAUGUCAUCGAGAGAGUGGACUCUCGACGGACGGGACAACAGUUUCAGGACAACAAAGAGUUGUAUCGCUUCACGAGAAACGCCAACGAAAACUUGCCGUUCAUAUCGUCCGGUAAUCUUCAGGGACUGGUGUCGGGCAACGGCGUCGCUGCGCCGCCGCCAACGGCCACCGCAGACACCUCCAAGUCAUGCGACAAUCAAAUCCCGGAACUGAUUAAUCAAAUGUCUUUGACCGAAAAGAGCGCUGCAUUCAAACACGUGUUUUUCAAUAGAUUUGUGUCAUUUGUUCCCAAUGUUGACGACUAUCUCCGAAGGGAUGACAUAAUGUCAUUGAUUUUGAUGCACAACAUGACACGGAUCAGCGCUAACGGUGUGGUCAGACUCAACGAUCGGUCCGAAGAUCUGCCGCAUUGGGUGGUGUCGGCCAUGAAGUGUUUGGCCAAUUGUAAGCGCCGUCUCUUCGCUAUACGGCCGAAAGCGUCGGGAAGUGACAGCUGUUUACCGAAAUACCCGGGCUUUGAGAACGACGUGUUCGGAGUGGUCAGGGAUUACUUCAUAAACAUUGGCAUUCCGUUGAUUCCCAACCAAUUAUAUUCGCUAAUCAUUCACAUCUAUGACAAGUACACCAACACCGGUGGCCAACAGACGUACGCCACGAUCAACGCGCGCAACACAUACGGCCUUAAAGUGAGACCCAUUCAGAUCCCGACGCCUACUCUCUUGUGCUGUAAUAAACCGCAGACAACGUCGACACCGAUCGCUGGGAGCGGAGGCCCUCUGCCAUCGCCGACAACAACUGUUGAUUUGCCGCCGAAUCACGUCUACGAGACGGCGUUUAUGGGCGAAAAUCCUGUGACCAAAAUUGUGUCCAUCGAUGAGCUCACGAAUCUCUUCGCCACCAGUUCUCGGCUGAAAAGUUGCGACUCUUUGUGCGACAAAUACGCGGCGGCGAAGUGUCUGGCGAUGAGGAGAGCGUCGUCACCGACGCCCGAAAACAGACGCUUUGUGGACGCGAUCGCAACUAUACCGAGAAAUCGGCGCCAUUUGCUGUCACCCGUCGGCGGCGACGGCACCGCCUAUAAGAGUCCGAUCGCCGCCAGUAUUUACAAAACCCAAUUCCGAUCGCCCGACUCGAGCGCCAGCAGUACUCACAGCGCCUUUGGUUAUCACAACUUUGGGUUUGCGAUGCAAAGUCCCGCCGAAGACGGCCAGUAUAUGGAGAGCAAAAGUGUGUGCUCUCUGUCGUCCAUUCAUUUGAGUCCCAUUUCGCACAACAAUCCUAACGACAAUCUGAGCGCUCAGUUCUCCAACAACUCGUCCAAUAAGUCCGAUACUAUAGUCAACACCAAUGAUGAGAAACUGCUGGAAGCGCUCCGAAUGACACUGUUUUUGAUGCCAUCGGCUAAUAGAAGACAUUUACACCUUUUGUUAAGACUUUUGUCGAAGAUUUUGCAAAACAAAGAAAUCCAUUUCCGUUUCUAUGAUAACAUCUCUGCCAAGGAAUAUAUAUUGAGAACAUUCACGAGAAGUAUAUUAUGCGCUGAAAAGGAGAACAUUUACAACGAGAUUAAAGCCCAGAAAAUUGUGUGCCUUUUGCUCGACAAUUGCAAAGACAUGUUUAAAGUGCCCGAAGACGUGGUUCAAGGCGUCGACCGAUUGCUCGUCGAAAAAGCGACAAAAAUACUGUUGGCAGAGAACGAGCGAAACGCUGACCAGUAUUGCGAGAAAAUCACUGCCGAAGAGUUUGAACUGCAAAGGGAUGUGAUGUCUGAGUACGCGUUGGCAGACCUUCUCAAGAGUAUUAUGACUGACGAUAGGCUUACCGAUAGGGAUAAACUCAAAUGGAUUAAACAGUUCAAGUCAUACCAUCCGGAUGUCUAUGACUUUCUCGAAAUCAGAGGAAUAUUUGGAUAA